Prunus mume (Japanese apricot) is the source of this 422-nucleotide messenger RNA. The record is from RefSeq and is a predicted model, not a curated record. NCBI's taxonomy places the organism in Eukaryota, Viridiplantae, Streptophyta, Magnoliopsida, Rosales, Rosaceae.
ACAAAGAAAGAGAAGGUAUGGAUUCCAGUGUGUUGAGGGCUGUGGUUUUGAUGAGCAUGCUUGUGCUUGCAAUAGCUGAAGCUGAUAUGAAUCCUUCCUAUACCAAUACGGUUCCAAAUGGCAACACUCUUGGUCAUGUUGAUGAUGUCUCUGAUCCUUCCAAUGGAAAUCAAGUGGUUCCAAAUGGUCAUAUUAUUUCUUGUGGUUUUAAAUGUGCGACAAAGUGCCUAAUGAACCCAAUAUGCCUUGGCACGUGCAUGAUCAGAUGCAAACAUAGACUUUCGAAUGUUGUGUAUAAUUGUACACAAAGUUGUGCCAACUCCAUUGCUACCACAAGCACUUCCAAUUCUGAUAAGCUCUAUGUGAAAGGCUUCGUGGAUUCAUGUUAUGAGAGCUGCUCCAAAAAUAAUCAUAUUAAUUAA